AUGAAUUCAUCAUGUAUUGAACCAGCCUUCAUCGAGCAGGUGGGUGGCAGUUCACAGCUAUAUCGUAUACCUGGAGUUUAUACUGGUUGCUCAACUAUAGAAGCUAUGUUUGCUUCUACUUUACAAGUUUUCUAUGAUAAAAUGUUCGUUGCUACUUUAAACAUUCCUUCAGAUAUAUCAAUGCAUAUUCUCAAUUUAUCUGAAAAAAGUAGAUAUACUCCAACUACACCACUAAAUCUAAUUGUACAACAACUAUUUAUCGAAGACUGGAAUGCAAACAAAUCAUUUGAACAAUAUUAUACUGGUUGUCAACCAUCGUCAUGUUCAUAUAUAGUACAAAUACAUCGGGAACCAAUUGAAGUAGUAACUGCUUUACUCGGUAUAAUUGGUGGUCUGACAACAGUUUUAAAAUUCGUGAUAUCUGGUGUUAUGGAAGGACGAGAUGCUUUAAUUGAAAAAUGUCAGAAAAAGAAAGAAACUUCAGCAGCUACCACCUUCGAUAAUAACAGUGCUGAUAAGAAUGGAAGAAAAUAUAAUAUUGACAAUAGACUUAACUUAACUAAUCUAAAUUCGGAAUUACAUUGA
Rotaria sp. Silwood1 is the source of this 585-nucleotide messenger RNA. NCBI's taxonomy places the organism in Eukaryota, Metazoa, Rotifera, Eurotatoria, Philodinida, Philodinidae. The record is from the annotation of a GenBank genome assembly.